Messenger RNA from Anopheles marshallii, 1632 nucleotides. RefSeq names its product aspartate--tRNA ligase, cytoplasmic (gene AspRS). The coding region runs from base 1 to 1632 and encodes 543 amino acids. Lineage: Eukaryota; Metazoa; Arthropoda; Insecta; Diptera; Culicidae. Gene Ontology annotation, biological process: aspartyl-tRNA aminoacylation. Gene Ontology annotation, molecular function: ATP binding; RNA binding; aspartate-tRNA ligase activity. The record is from RefSeq and is a predicted model, not a curated record. Gene Ontology annotation, cellular component: cytosol; cytoplasm; aminoacyl-tRNA synthetase multienzyme complex. The transcript is spliced from 4 exons.
AUGGUUACUGAGACGAUUAAGGAAGAGCCGGUAGGAACCGGUGCGGACGAGUCAUCGAAGAAGGCCGCGAAAAAGGCAGCAAAGGAUGCGGUGAAGGCGGCAAAGAAAGCUGAACAUAAGGCCGCCGCUGCUGCAGCGGCCGGUACGGGUGGAGCAGGAAAUGACGACACCGGGGCAGAUGGCGUUGACCAGUCUGAGGGUCGCUACGGAACAAUGAAAAUGAUCCAGAGCGCGGAGAAAUAUGCCGAACGUGUGUUCGUCAAGGUGUCGGAUCUGUCUGAUUGCAAGAAGGAUGCCCAGGUGUGGGUACGCGGACGGGUACACACGUCCCGUUGUAAGGGUAAACAAUGUUUUCUGGUGUUACGCCAGCAAAGCAGCACCGUACAGUGUUUGUUAGCGGUAAAUGAGCACGUCUCGAAGCAGAUGGUCAAGUUUUCCGGCAGUAUACCGCGCGAAAGUAUCAUCGAUCUGAAGGCAAAGGUGGUUCCGGUUGAGCAGCGGAUCGAAUCCUGCACGGAGCAAACACUCGAAUUGCACGUCCUGGAGCUCUUUUUGUUAUCAGCCGCUAAGGCGCAGCUUCCGCUACAGAUUGAAGAUGCAUCGCGGCCGGAAAAAUCUGACGAUCCGGAGGCGCUCAAGAUUCGCGUCAAUCAAGACACGCGACUGGACAACCGUGUGCUUGAUCUGCGCACACCGGCAAAUCAGGCCAUCUUUCGGCUGGAGGCAGGUGUGUGUAAGUUAUUCCGCGAUGUACUAACCGCAAAAGGUUUCACGGAAAUACACACACCGAAGAUUAUAUCCGCGGCCAGCGAGGGCGGUGCGAACGUGUUUACGGUUAGCUAUUUUAAAGAUUCCGCUUACUUGGCCCAAUCGCCACAGCUAUACAAGCAGAUGGCCAUUGCAGCCGAUUUCGACAAGGUGUUUACUGUGGGUGCCGUCUUCCGUGCGGAAGAUUCCAACACUCAUCGGCACUUGACGGAGUUUGUGGGGUUGGAUUUGGAGAUGGCGUUCAAGUAUCACUAUCAUGAGGUGCUUGAUACGAUAGGCAACACGUUCACGGAAAUGUUUAAAGGAUUACGCGACAACUACGCGAAAGAAAUUACUGCCGUUGGUCAACAAUACAAUGUGGAACCGUUCAAGUUCCUGGAACCACCACUAAAGCUGGAAUUUGCCCAAGCCGUUGCCAUGUUACGCGAGGCCGGUGUGCAGAUGGACGACGAAGAAGAUCUGUCGACACCGAGCGAAAAGUUGCUGGGCCGGUUGGUGAAAGCCAAGUACGACACCGAUUUCUACAUCCUGGACAAGUUCCCGUUGGCGGUACGUCCAUUCUACACGAUGCCCGAUCCGUCGAACCAGAAGUACUCCAACUCGUACGACAUGUUUAUGCGGGGCGAGGAAAUUCUUUCCGGUGCGCAACGAAUACACGAUCCCGAGUAUCUGAUUGAGCGGGCCAAGCUGCACGCUAUCGAUCUAUCGAAAAUUGCUGCUUAUAUCGACGCAUUCCGGUACGGGUGUCCACCGCAUGCGGGAGGCGGCAUCGGUAUGGAGCGAGUGGUAAUGCUCUACCUGGGUUUGGAUAAUAUCCGCAAAACGUCCAUGUUCCCGCGUGACCCGAAACGAUUAACGCCUUAG